AUGCCGCCCCGUAUUCUCUUUCAGUCGCCUUUGAAGGCGUUCGCUGGUUCGUCCUGUGUACAGAACCCAAUCACGGCGUUGUCCUUGAGACCAUGCAAGACCUCUAUCAGAGCCGGCUCGAUCGAAGCCAGGGAGCGGAGAAGGCAUGACCCGUUCCUCAUGGCCCAAUCCCGCCAGCGUAAAGCUGCCAACCUGUCUCGCCAGAAAGCCCUGCGUGAAGAGCGAGAAGCGGCCCUGGGCAACCCUGUCGAGAGCAAACCCACGGCUUUCAUCGAAUCUCUCCAGAGCCUUCAGAAACCGGAUGCCACCAUUGAUCCCAAGUCUGCUGAUGCACUCAAUUAUUUCCUGAAGACCGACGAGCUCAACCAAGCGCUUGAGUAUUCGAAGACCCUCACAUCUCCUCUGGAGAACCCGGACCGUGAUACUGCAGACCCUCAACUCGAGAAAGAAGCGGCAGAGCGGCACCUGCAGGAACAUCGAAAUGCCCAAGAAGCUAUUAGCCGGAUCGUCAAUCUAGCAAACGGUAACACCAAAGACCGUACUCGAGUCAACAUCCAGAAAUGCAUCGAGACUUUUGGACGACACAAGACCGAUCAGAGUCUCCCGCCAAAACCGGCGGCUAUUACACACGAAUCCGCGCCGAACCACCCACAGAAGGCACCCCGUGCUGGCCCAGACACUGGCUCGCCGGAGGUACAGGUCGCCAUCCUCACCACUAAGAUUCUGAACCUCUCCCGUCACCUCCAGGGUACGAACAAAGACAAGCACAACAAGAGGAACCUGAGACUUCUGGUUCACAAGAGGCAGAAGCUUCUUCGGUACCUGCGCAAGAAGGAGAGAGGUGGACCGAGAUGGCAGAACCUCAUCGAGAGUUUGGGGCUCUCCGAUGCUGCCUGGAAGGGAGAGAUCAGCAUCUAGGAGGCAUUACUUCGUACUUUGAGUUAGAUACUCGUGCAUCUGCGCUGUCGUAUCUAACUGGCCCCUGACGUUUAUGAUUUCAUUGUCUGCUCCAAUGGGUCGAGCGUCUGCCAUUUCUCGCCCCGAGUUUCUUUGCUUUCAAGAGAGCCUGAUAUCCCUAUGGGUAGCCUUUUGUAUAAAUAUCUUAGUUACGCCCUCGAAUGUACAACAAGCAUCAGCGAAAUCCACCUCUUUAUCAUUUUAAGUCGUGAAUCAAUUACCCAAGAUGUGAUCCUAGGUAGUAGAUAUUGAGAGCCAGAGAUGAUUCCAUUCGAGACACGCCUUCAUACCUUGAAUCUCCUCCGAACGCCCCCAAAUUCGUCUGUCCAUCUGAACAACUGCCC
This is a messenger RNA of Paecilomyces variotii, 1301 nucleotides long. Its product is annotated as putative ribosomal protein S15. Gene Ontology annotation, cellular component: ribosome. The record is from RefSeq and is a predicted model, not a curated record. Bases 1 to 918 code for a protein of 305 amino acids. Gene Ontology annotation, biological process: translation. The transcript has 2 exons. Gene Ontology annotation, molecular function: structural constituent of ribosome. NCBI's taxonomy places the organism in Eukaryota, Fungi, Ascomycota, Eurotiomycetes, Eurotiales, Thermoascaceae.